AUGGCGGAAAGAGAACCGGCUCGUGAGAUCUUGGUAGCGUUGGAUGCACCUCGUGUGCAGCCCAACCUUUUUCAGUUCAGUGCUGAAGCCUCCAAGUUGGCCAAAAAGGGUGCUUGGAUCACCGUUCUACAUAUCCUCAAGAGAUUACCAAGACGUCAACUCUACCCUGACACCAUUCUGUACAGCACCGCGGUGAGUGCGUGUGAAAAGGCGGGUGAGUGGAGAACGGCAUUGGCACUUUUGGAAGAGAUGGAGGAGAAAAGUGUGGAGGCCAAUGCAUUUACAUUCAGCUCGGCCAUCAAAGCUUGUGAACGACAAGGCUGUUGGGAGGCUGUUUCCAAGCUGUUGCUCCACAUGGCGAAUGGAAACGUUCAAGGCAACAGCUAUACAUUCAACGCUGCCAUUGGCACCUUUGGCAAAGCGCAAAUGUGGCUCAUGGCGUUGUCCUUGGCCAAAGAGAUGACCAUCCAACAGAUUCAGUCAGACAUGAUAACUGGCAGCACCUUGGUUGGAAGUUUGGAGGGUGCCCAGUGGCCCAAAGCUUUGCAAGCCUUUGAUCUUCUAGCUGCGUCGCAAGUUCCACGCAAUGAUUUCACCUGGAAUUCGAUGAUUUCUGCUUGUGAACAGACUUGGGGCGUGGCCCUUCAGCUUUUGCUGGCCAUGUCCCAGCAACAGUGGCAUCCCACGUCCAUGUCCUUCUCUGCAGCCCUGAGUGCUUGUAAUCACUGGCCACAGACGUUGGCCCUCCUGGAGACCAUGGCACGGCAGCGGUUGCGAGUCACUGGGAUACAGGUGGGUUCCGUACUGAAUUGCAUCAACAUGGAGCUGGGAAAGCCACGAGCCAUUGAUGUCCUGAAGAUGUUGAUGGCCAACUGGGAAGGUGGCGAUGAUGAUCAGGGCCUCAAGGAGCGCGUCUUUGUGCCACGAAGGCACAUGGAAAACAUAGAAUUGCCUGCAGAGAUCCUUUUCCAAGAUGAAUCAUUGAUCGCUUUAGCGAAGCCUGCUGGAAAGUCUUCCGAAGAUUGUCUGCAGAGGUUGGCCAACUAUCUGCAGCAGCCCUUGACGCGCCUGUCACGUUUGGAUCUGCCAACCUCUGGGAUUUUGGUCGCUGCCCGAGGUGAUCAAACUGCUGCUGCGUCAUGGUGGUUUCUGGCGCAGUUUGCUGGUCGGAUUGUGUCCAAAAAGUACUUAUGUUUGGCGACUGGUGACGCGGGUCUUCCUGGGUACACUGAAGAGAUCAAGCUGCCGCUACAGGUGAUUGCGAAGGAUGGUGUAAGCCGGGCGCGUGUGGCCGAUGGGGCCGAUGGGGCCGAUGGGAUGGCCGCACACACUCGUUUCACAGUGUUGGCCACCUUGACAUCUUCGGAUCAAAGCUUCUCCCUGCUCUUGGCAGAGCCGUUUACCGGAAGAACUCAUCAAAUCUGGGCACACUUGGCUCAGAGGGGCUUCCCACUACAAGGCGAUGGCGCUUAUGGCGCUGAUGGGGGUGCGGGCAGAGGUCUCUUCCUCCAUUGCUGGCAGAUGGAACUCUUAGCCUUCGGUGGUACCGCAAAUGAGGACAUGUUGUCACUGCAAGCAGAUCUUCCGCCCAUCCUGAGUGAUGAACUGCGGAAGUUGACCCUUUUGAGAGGUGAAAUGCCAGAAAAAAACGGGCGAUUGAAGCGCACUGCAGCACAACCCCUGACCAGCCAGUUGUUUUCGUUGAUGCUUUGUGACAAGGGGCAGAAGCCAUGUAGAAUUGGAGCUAAUUAUAUUGCAGCUAUUUGCGCUAUUUGCGGGAAGCGAAAUUCCAUUCAGAUAAUGAGAUGCGAUGAGAUGCGGAUAUCAUGA
This is a messenger RNA of Cladocopium goreaui, 1830 nucleotides long. Lineage: Eukaryota; Dinophyceae; Suessiales; Symbiodiniaceae. The record is from the annotation of a GenBank genome assembly.